Capronia epimyces CBS 606.96 is the source of this 651-nucleotide messenger RNA. RefSeq lists its product as uncharacterized. Bases 1 to 651 code for a protein of 216 amino acids. The record is from RefSeq and is a predicted model, not a curated record. Gene Ontology annotation, molecular function: structural constituent of ribosome. NCBI's taxonomy places the organism in Eukaryota, Fungi, Ascomycota, Eurotiomycetes, Chaetothyriales, Herpotrichiellaceae. Gene Ontology annotation, cellular component: mitochondrial large ribosomal subunit. The transcript is spliced from 2 exons.
AUGGCCGAAGCCGCAAUACAGAAACUGAGCCUGCCGCCCCGGCUGGUCACCUUUUUCGCUCGAUAUCCGCCUCAACUGUACUCGACCAAGUUUACCGGAGCCACACUCGCUCUCACGCGGAAAGAAGCCAAAGAAGCCGCCAUCGCCAGAGCGGCGGCCAUCAAGGCGCAGAAAACCUCGGUCCCACAGUCCACAGAGACACAGACAGGCCUAGAGUCCGAAGCGUCGUCGUCGGAAGAGCAAUCCACCAUACUAGCACCGACAUCGACACUGUCAUCUUCUUCGAUCGAAAGCAAACUUCCUCCCAACCCGUUUCUCCCACGCAAGAAUCCGGUCACGGGCCGAUGGGCGGGCGCGAGGAUCGGGCUGCGACGGCAGGCGGAGCUUGUUAAAUUGGCCAAAAAGCACGGGAUUGAGGAGCUCCUCCCCCCAAGUCGAAAGGCAACAGCAUUCAAGGAGGCACGGUUGCUGGAGAGAGGGCUGCGUGUCAAGGGGACAGGUGAGGGCCAGAAGGUCAAGGGUCACAAGUGGGAGAGACGUGUCGGCGCGAAUCUUGAUAAAAGGAGGACGGCGAUGGAGAAUAUGCCGGACUUGGUCAGAGAAUGGAAGCAGAGAGGACACGGUAGAGGUUGGAAGAAGUAUCCGAAAUAA